CCAACAGGAGAGGAGAGGAGAGGAGGUUGUGUGGUUAAGCUGCUCCUGACUGAAGGAUGUCACAGUGGAGCCUGUCCUGGCUGGGCCUGGGGCAGCUGGCCGCCUCCCCGUGGCUGCUCCUGUUGCUGGCCGGGGCCACCUGGCUGCUGGCCCGCGUCCUGGCCUGGAGCCACCGCUUGCAUGACAUCUGCUGCCGCCUCCGGUGUUUCCCGCAGCCCCCAGGACGGAGCUGGUUUUGGGGCCACGUGGGCCUGGUCCCCCCCACGGAGCAGGGCUUGAGGGUCAUAACUCAGCUGGUGGCCACGUACACCCAGGGGUUUAAGUUGUGGCUGGGCCCCACCAUCCCCCUGGUCGUUUCUUGCCACCCUGACAUGGUCCGGAGUGUCACCAGUGCCUCAGCUGCCAUUGCGCCUAAGGACUUUGUCUUCUACAACUUCCUGAAGCCCUGGCUGGGGGAUGGGCUUCUGCUGAGUGCUGGUGACAAAUGGAGAAGCCACCGCCACAUGCUGACACCUGCCUUCCACUUCAACAUCCUGAAGCUCUAUAUGAAGAUUUUCAAUGAUAGCGUGAAUGUCAUGCAUGCCAAGUGGAAACGCCUGGUGUCAGAGGGCAGCACCCAUCUGAACAUGUUUGAACACAUCAGCCUCAUGACCCUGGACAGUCUGCAGAAAUGUGUCUUCAGUUUUGACAGCAAUUGCCAGGAGAAGCCUAGUGAAUAUAUUGCUGCCAUCUUAGAGCUCAGUGCCCUUGUGGCAAAACGGCACCAACAGAUCCUCAUGCACACGGACUUCCUGUACUACCUCACUCCAGAUGGACAGCGCUUCCGCAGAGCCUGCCGCCUGGUGCACAACUUCACAGAUGCUGUCAUCCAGGAGCGGCGCCGCAUUCUCUCUGAUCAGGGUGUUGAUGACUUCCUCGAGGCCAAGGCUAAGACCAAGACUUUGGACUUUAUUGAUGUCCUCCUGCUGACCAAGGAUGAAGAUGGAAAACAAUUGUCAGACAAGGACAUCCGAGCUGAAGCUGACACAUUCAUGUUUGAGGGCCAUGACACCACAGCCAGUGGCCUCUCCUGGGUCCUGUACAACCUUGCAAAGCACCCAGAAUACCAGGAACGCUGUCGGCAGGAGGUGCAAGAGCUCCUGAGGGACCGUGAGCCUCAAGAGAUUGAAUGGGACGACCUGACCCAGUUGCCCUUCCUGACCAUGUGCAUCAAGGAGAGUCUGAGGCUGCAUCCCCCGGUUAUAGUCAUUGCCCGCUGCUGUACCCAGGACAUCAGGCUCCCAGAUGGCCGGGUCAUCCCCAAAGGUGUUACCUGCCUCGUUAAUAUUUUCGCGACCCACCACAACCCAUCCGUGUGGCCAGACCCUGAGGUAUACAAUCCCUUCCGCUUUGACCCAGAAAACAUCAAGAAGAUGUCGCCCUUGGCUUUUAUUCCCUUCUCUGCAGGCCCCAGGAACUGCAUUGGGAAGACGUUUGCCAUGACCGAGAUGAAGGUGGUCCUGGCGCUCACGCUGCUGCGCUUCCGGGUCCUGCCCAACGAGGAGGAGCCGCGCCGGAAGCCAGAGCUCAUCCUGCGCGCAGAGGGUGGACUUCGGCUGCGCGUGGAGCCGCUGAGCUCGGGCCCCCGGUGACCCGCCAGCUCGUGGCUUGGGAUCCACCCAGCACCUACACGCCUCGCUUUGCAGAAUCCCAGGAAUAAAACUUUGAGGUCUCCUCUGCCCGAGCCUCAUCGAGAGCCAGCAGGGGGCGCUUGGGACCUGAUGGAACACUAGGGUCGGGGAGGCCGGGUGGAGAGGAGGCUGGUGUCUGAGCCCAAGACCCUGACAGUCUUUCCAGCUGACCACAGGCCCCCAUGUUGAUUGCGGGUUCUCCCAGAAUCCAACCCUGUGGUCACUCCAGAUUUCCAAAGAACAGACAGAAAAUAGAACAAAGAAAAGCAUGCUAAAACUCUAA
Molecule: messenger RNA, 1953 nt
Organism: Zalophus californianus (California sea lion)
Lineage: Eukaryota; Metazoa; Chordata; Mammalia; Carnivora; Otariidae
Product: cytochrome P450 4F3-like
Exons: 13
Coding region: 57-1631 (524 amino acids)
Molecular function (GO): heme binding; iron ion binding; oxidoreductase activity, acting on paired donors, with incorporation or reduction of molecular oxygen
Source: RefSeq, a predicted model, not a curated record